Molecule: messenger RNA, 2371 nt
Organism: Dromaius novaehollandiae (emu)
Lineage: Eukaryota; Metazoa; Chordata; Aves; Casuariiformes; Dromaiidae
Product: interleukin-9 receptor-like
Exons: 8
Coding region: 1-1446 (481 amino acids)
Biological process (GO): cytokine-mediated signaling pathway; production of molecular mediator involved in inflammatory response
Cellular component (GO): external side of plasma membrane; membrane
Molecular function (GO): cytokine receptor activity; protein binding
Source: RefSeq, a predicted model, not a curated record
AUGGGCCGGGAUGUGCAGCAGUUGGGCGUCCAGCUGUCUGUUAUUGCUGUGGUGCUCUUUGGUGGAGGAAGAGGGAGAGAGUUCCCUGGCAGCCUCAGCUGUCUGAAUAACUACGUGAACACCGUGAGCUGCAGGUGGGCGGUGGAGGAGCCCGUGGGCGAGGGACCCUUCCAUCUGCAUUUCACAAACCUCUGGUCAAAGGGCCAAAAUGCCAGCUGCAAACUGACUGCCAGAGAGAGCAUGCAGAAUCAAUACCACUGCACAGUCCGCUUAGCCAGCCAGAUCUUGGAAACAGACGGUUACAGGGUCUCCCUCCAAGGCAACUUCUUUGGGAGCAAUCACACGUACAUUACCUUUCCAGAGUACAGCCCCCGCCAGCACAUAAAGCUUGAUCCACCUUCGAACCUCCAGGCCAACAUCACUGCCAGCAAGUGUCAGAUAUGGUGGAGCGUGCCAUGGUACCUCAGUGAAAUUCUUCAAUAUGAGUUGCAGUAUAAGGAGCACAGCACAUCCUGGGAGACUGCAUUGAACAAAACACCAACCAGUUCACUGCCACAGAUAGAAAUUGAAGCCACAGAGUUUCGCGGCGGUAUCACUUACAUUGCAAGAGUUCGUUGCAAAGUUUCUGAAAAUGAGGGUUCUUACCAUAGUCAGUGGAGUGAGUGGAGCCAGACAACACUGUUUCAAAGAGCAGGUAUUCCACAACUGUCUGAAAAGCUCUUUAAUACUAGAACUGUGCAGUUCUUGUCUAUUCCUCUGAGUUUUGUUACCGUGCUCUACGUAUUUUGGAACUGCAAGCUUUCCUCAAGGGCAAAAAGCCUCUCCUGCCUUAACAUUCCCACACCAGCUGCCUUCUUUCAGCCACUCUAUAAUUUGCACAAUGGGAAUUUUAAGGACUGGGUUGGACGUGAUGAGGCCUGUGGCCAACUCAGAGGAGAAGAGGCCAGCAACACAAACAAAGUGCCUGCUGAUGGGAUUUCUGGACUAAGCACCCAAGAUAUGAUUUCCCAGAUCUCCUUGAAAUCUAUGGAAAGCACAAAUCUGGUUGCUGCAGAAGAAAAUUUUGCAUUUACCUCUGCUCCCAGCCGGCAGUAUGUCCCCAGCAGGUAUGUGGGAGCAGAAGAGAUAGAAGUGAGGCUGGCGCUGUUGCUUGCACAAAACCAUGCUGAUGAUACAGUUGGUCUGAAAAUCUCUGAAAUAAUUAAAAGCAACCUUGAUAGCCCUAACAUGGAACAGAAUCAUUCCUCUCACUUGCAGCAUCUAGAGGGUGACUUCCUGAUGCUUCAGGAAUCUUUGGAGAUGGCAAAUGUGUCCUUCAGCAGUAGUGACUAUUGCACCUUGUGUGACAAUGGCACCACAGGAGCUUUGAUUCCUGCUGAACUACUGAAGCUCUCUGAAGGCAGUGGUCUGGUCAAACACCAGAAUGAAGAGAAUGAUAUUCCCUGAAGAAUGCUGCCUGCAAGGGUCUGUGCACUGUCCUCUCCCCUCUCCACACAUCUCCCCAAACAGCUUAAAUGGAGACUGCACAGACAGGCAAUUACAACAAAGUAUUAUUUUUAGUCAAAAAAAUCUUUUUUUAAAUUUUAACUUCAAAAUUAGGUUGUGACCAGCUGCUCUGGCCAGCAAAUACUACCCCUGCCAUUGCAAGGCCUGACCACAGUAACAUCUGCUGUCUCGGGGGAGAUGUGACCAUGCCCUUCCCUACACCAAGCACCUGGUCUAAGAAGGCAGCAGCAGACCUGUGCUGUCUUUCCCCUGGAAGAGCUACUACAAUUCCGUGCCUCUCCCGGCCCUGCCAGAUCAUGAUUUCCUCGUGAGACGGAGCAGCUCUGCACUGCUCUCAGCACACCGUUCUUCGCCUCACUGCAGACCUGCUUAACCCGACAGCUACUGUAUCCUGCUGGAAGGAGGAGCAGCAAUAUUCACAAUGUGCUGAACCGUGAUUUAAAAUCCAUCUUUAUUCUUAAAACUAUGUAUGAUUCUUGAUUAAAAAUGAUUUUUUUUUUUUUUUGCUAAAGGUGCAUUUUGCUUCUUAAUAUUACAUUGACUUAAAAUGGCUUCUGAUUUCCUCAGAAUUUAUAAUUACAACAUCUAAAGAUAUUCAGAUAGUGGGCUUUGUUCUUUACUCAUGUGAACAGAUGUAGCUUCUUGUUUGCAGUGAUGGAGCCCCGUCUGCUGCUUUGACUCCUAACAAAAACUUGUUCCAAGGUUAAUGUCAGGGCUGAUCUGAUAAAAGUGGAGAAAGGUGAAAAGCAAGAACAGGCCAGGCUCACUGCCCCUCCAAGGCUUUUCUUAUCUCUCCAGAACUGACCAGUGCUUUGUCCAUCUGCCCAACAGGAACAGCCAGUCCUGGCCAGAGCCUAACUGCCAG